Molecule: messenger RNA, 573 nt
Organism: Penicillium cosmopolitanum
Lineage: Eukaryota; Fungi; Ascomycota; Eurotiomycetes; Eurotiales; Aspergillaceae
Exons: 2
Coding region: 1-573 (190 amino acids)
Source: RefSeq, a predicted model, not a curated record
AUGACAGACUCUGUUUGCGACGCGUCUCGACUCAACGCUGCAAUCGACCGACUAUCACGCGACAAAUUGGUCUCCAUUACCAAAUCUAUUUGUGAAAAAAGCUCCGCUACCAGAGAGCUCUUUCUGGAUUCCCUCUUCGUGGACGAGUCUGAGGUUCCCAACUCAGGGGCAACCCACACACCUGGAGCUUCUACCACAGACAACAAUGAGAUCGAAAGAGAGAUUACAUCUGCCGCAAAGACUAUCAAUCUCAAAAGGUCUCGAGAGCUUGAAAAAUAUGAUCUCUGCGUAAAUUGCAAGGAGGAGUUUGAUGUUACCGACAAUACUCCGAAAAGCUGUUCCUAUCACCCCGAAGAAUCCCACGAGGAUGAGGAACUUGACUUGUAUGACCCAAACUUCCGCAAUGCGAGUGAAGGGGAAAAUAAGAAACAAUUCCCAGAAGCAUUUAUCCACCCAUGCUGCAAUCGUCAUGGUGAUGAAACGCCCUGUACGACGGGUUGGCACCAAGGGUCUAACUUUGAAGCUACGAAGAGGCGCAUAGCAAAUGGGAGAGCUAUUCACUCGGCGAAUUGA